ACGCAAUUUAUGUUGUUAUUCGUGUCAAAAAUGACAACGUCAAUUUGAAGGUUCGGUUCGGAAGUUCGGAGUGGAGUUCGGCGGAUCGGACGUCGUUUGUUAGAGAAGACGCUUUUAUUUAUUUCUUCUAAGCCUAGAGUUAAAAUUUAAUAUACCUAACAUAUAUGAGUAAUGCGUUAAUUCGACGGUUACGUUGUGGAAGGUAGAUAAAAACCAACAAUAUAAUGCAAAUAUGUUUCAGUCAUUUUUUUCCCUGUGAUAACCUGCCAUCGACAAAUCUCAAUUAGGUACAAAUAGGAUCUUAUCGGUGUGAUCUGGUCAAGAUGUGGUCAGUCCUCGUGACGGACGACACGAGUGACUCUAGGGCAGACGGCAGCGCAGUGUGCGUGGGAUGUCUGGCCACAGGUGUCACACUGCAUGAUAUGCACGCUAACAACCUGGCCGAGAGCUUCAUGGAGAUCACUGGGGUCACUAUCGCGAGCCCCGCGCCGCUGUGCGUGUACUGCCGCGCGCGGCUCCGCUCCUCCUCGUUGUUCCGUCGCCGCGCGCGCCGCGCACACCACGCGUUACACAAUGCCUUAUCACCAGAAUAUCUUCGAGAGCUAGGCCAGAAACUGAAACAUCAGUACGCGUGCGCGGAGAUCACUACUCUGAACCUAACGGAUACCAACGAAGAAGUCGAAAUAAAACGAGAGGAGUCCAGUUCUGAUUCAGACGAUUAUCUCCUCAGCACAUUAGGCAGUUCUAAAAAACUAGAGAAGGAAGAAGUCGAUUCAGAUAAAGAUUUGAACACUAAUGACGUUGACAGCGACGGAGAAGUGGAAUGUCUGCCGGUGUUCGCUGAAAACGUCAAGAAAGAGGUUAAAAAGAAACGUGUCAAAAUAAAAAAGGAGCGCGGAGCGAAAAAGUGUAAAACCGACGACGAAAUCAAAAGAGAUGUGAACGGCUUCAAUUUCGAUGUGGUGUUCUUGAGCAGAGACGAGCAGCUGCAAGAGGUCGCGGAGCUCAAGAACAGGGAAAUCAAAUACACGAAGAACGAUACCAAAUGUGAACUGUGCGGGAAGAAUUUCAAAACGAAAAGAUCUAGAGAGGUGCAUUUUAAAAAGUACCACGACGCCAGCGUCGGUUCGUUCGAAUGCGAUAUUUGUCACAGUAGAUUUAAAGCUAAAAAUAGAAUGAACACGCACAUGAAGAUACACAGAGAAAGAUUUCAUUGUAGGAACUGUGACUUUGUCACGAACCGGGAAUGCGGCUUGAGAUUGCACUACGAAUACCAUCAAGGGAAGAAAUAUAUCUGCGAAUAUUGUAAAAAGGACUUCGCUAAAGUGUCUAGUUAUAUGUCUCAUGUGCGCUUAAUACACGCAUCUUUGCUUCCGUGGUGCGAACUGUGCGGCGAAUCGUUUAUAGGCGAAAAAGGUGUGCAGGCGCAUAAGAAAAGAGCUCACAAAGACUUCGAAGAUCUGGCGUUCAAGUGUGUCGAGUGCAAAAUGUGUUUCGUGAACGAGAAAGCGUUAGAUAAACAUACAAGUUUGAACAAAUGUAGUUUAUCGAACUGUGUGCAUUGCGGGGACGCGUUCGCGAGCUUGCAGCUGCUGAAGUAUCAUUUGGUGCAACGUCACGGGACGGAGAGUGCGGUGACCACCGACUGCGACGCGUGCGCAGUCAGCUUCCACAGCAACGCGGCGUACCAGCGUCACGUGACUGCGUGUGGCGCCAGUGCCGUGUGCGUGCAGUGCGGGGAACACUUCCGGGACCACGCGGCGCUCAGUGCACACGAGGCCGGGGAACACACCGCUUUGAAUUUCUUCAAAUGUGAGGAGUGCUCGCGCACGUUCACGAACGCGUACUACUUCCGCGACCACUGCGCGCGCGGGCACGAGCGCGCGCGGCGCCCGCUCGCCGGCGAACACAAGGACAAGCUAGACAAGUUGCCGCGCAAGCGCGGACGCAAGCGGGACGGGAGUGCGAGUGCGAGUGCGAUGCGCGCGUGGCGCGUGCUGGACGAGCGGAGGCUGGUGAUGCGCAAGCUGGCGCCGGGCGGGGAGCUCGUCAGCGACGUGCGCGUGCGCGACGCCGUGUGCGAGGUCUGCGGGAAGGCCUUCGCGAACGUGUCACUGCUGAAGCUCCACCAGCGGCUGCACACCGGCGAGAAACUCUUCACGUGCACAUACUGUAACAAGAAGUUCAACGUGUCCACUUUGCUGCGGAACCACAUGCGCGUGCACACGGGCGAGCGGCCGUACGCGUGCGCGGAGUGCCCGAAGGCGUUCAAGGAGUGGGCCGGGUACAAGCGACAUCUGCUGAGCCACUCGGGCGUGCGCAAGCACAUCUGCGAGUUGUGCCAGAAGUCGUUCCUGACGUCAACCUGCGUGAAGGUGCACAUCCGCUCCGUGCACAUGAAGAUCCCGAUGCCGCCGCGCGUGCGCAAGCCCAGGCUCAAGCACCCCUAAACUAUACUACACUGCAGCUAGUCAACACGAUCCCGUGAUUUUUAACCCCCGACGCAAAAAGAGAGGUGUUAUAACUUUCACAGCUAAGUGUGUCUGUCUGUCUGUGUGCGUGACACCGUAGCUCAUCAACGGGUGAACCGAUUAUUUGGAUGCCGUUUUUUAUUUGAUAGCUAAUUUCUAUGGGGUGGUUCUUAAAUAUGUUUGAUCAAAAUCGAUUCAGUCGUUCAAAAGUUGUAGCAAAAUGAAUAUUAUAAGUCGGGGGCUUUUAAAAUUCGUGUUUAUUAUUUGCCAAUAAUAUGCGCACAGACGAUUUUGAGAUUUUAGUUUCAAAUCCCGGUGUCGCCUUUGUACAGUCCCGACAUAGUUACCGGGGAAUAACGAGCAGGAUUACAUUGCCUAAUGUUUUGUCGUCCCUGGCGGCUGUGAGCUCGCCACACUGGAUCCAUUAUGAAAAUCAUUAUCAGACGUCGUUUAAGCGUCCAACUUUUUUGUUUGCAUAAUGUAAUUUUAUCAUAAAAAUCUUGUAAACAUUACAUUUUAAGUUAAUAAUGCAAUCAAGUAAAAAUCUAUAUAUUUAAAUCUUUUAUUUCGAUGGAUUCCAUUAAUUCAAUUCUUUGUCUAAAAUUAUUGCUUUGCUGACGUCAGCCCUCUUUGGGAAAGCUAUCGGAGUCUAUCAGCUGCCUAGCUUGUGUCCCUUACUAGUCUCGUGCGACAUCCACGCUAGGAUACGGCGUGGAGGUAUUGUAGGAACCACGCGUUUUAUUAUGAACAGUAACAAAGGUAGCAAAAAUAUUGGACAAGAAAAUUAUUAAGUAGUAUAAGGAAAGGGAAAGUAAGUUUAGAUAUAAAUGGGGUACUUUUUAUUCACUGCACAAAUCCCGGCUAAACCACUGCUUGAUGUAGCACUUUAGGGUUUAGCCGUAACAUAUAUACCCUGUUUAAAUAGUUGGUCUAUAAUAAAUUAAAACUAGCGAAAAUAAUUAUAUUGAACUUCCAAAAUGACAAAUCUUAAUUUUACAUAUUAAAGACUAUCGGCGGCAAUCUUAUCUGUCAAUAUGAGAAAAUAUUUAAACCUAGAAUACAUUUUGAUUUAUUCUUUUAUUAGUGGCCAGUGUACCUACUGAAUAUAAAACCUGGACAUACCCUGUAAGAAAUUCCAAGAUUCCGUCACAGAUUACGUAAUAGUAUUUCCGUUGAAAAUGUGCAGUGAUUAGAAAAAUAUCCUAAUUACAGUCUGACAGGCCGGCAACACUGGGUGUUCAUCAACCAAUCGCGACCGCGAUCGCGACUAUUUGGUGUUGCAAUAGCUAAAAAAUAGCUUAAAAAUUAGUUUUCUUCACUUUCUUGGCAGACUACGUUUGGAUUGUGCUGUGUGAGAACAUUUAUUGUAAUUAUUUAUUGCUAAUGAAAUAAUUAAAUUGUGUUGAAUGAUACAAAA
Molecule: messenger RNA, 3888 nt
Organism: Plodia interpunctella (Indianmeal moth)
Lineage: Eukaryota; Metazoa; Arthropoda; Insecta; Lepidoptera; Pyralidae
Product: zinc finger protein 58-like
Exons: 9
Coding region: 324-2450 (708 amino acids)
Cellular component (GO): nucleus
Molecular function (GO): zinc ion binding
Source: RefSeq, a predicted model, not a curated record